Messenger RNA from Dentiscutata erythropus, 426 nucleotides. Lineage: Eukaryota; Fungi; Glomeromycota; Glomeromycetes; Diversisporales; Gigasporaceae. The record is from the annotation of a GenBank genome assembly.
GAAGGUGCUAAUAUAACUGAGGUUUUAGCAAAGUCUAAAAAUACCAAAUUAACCUGUUAUUUUGAUAUUUGUAAAGAUAAUCAGAAAAAUUCAAAGAUUAUGAAUCUAAAAUAUAUAGAUUUUUCUAAGUUGAAAUCACAAGAUUUAUUUGAUAAUAAUUAUCAAUCAUUAAUUGAAGAUUAUUGUAGAGUUAUAAGAAAAGAUCCUACAGAUUUAACUUCUAAACAAGUUAAAUUAUUUAAAGCAAAGGCUUUAAUAGAUAUUGAAAAAUAUCUAAUUUAUUUUGGAAAAAACUUGGCUGAUUUUAAUUCCGAUAAACUUGAUUAUAAUUUAGCAAGUUUAACUUCUGAAGAAAUUAAUAUACAAUAUCAACUUUUUAAUGAUGAACAAUAUUUAGAUAAUGAAUUAGAUAAAAUUUUAACAAAA